AAUUCAACAUAGGGAAGACCGACAUGACAUUAUCCACUUGCAACUGAACACGAUCCAACAUGGCCAGCCGGCAGCAGCCCGUUUUGCCCCUCGCCCAGAGGUACGUAAACGGGGUCCCCGUCCCCGAAAAGCGAUUCAGUUUACGGACAUCAGAGAAGUACUUUGUCUACUUGAUAGUGUUAGUAUUCAUCAGCCUUUGCUACAGCGCCUUAUUUCUCCUACCCGAACUCCGGACUCGAACCACGUAUGUGGACGCACCGGAAAAGAUGUUCCAACACAAUGUUGAUUUGCCGGGGGGAAAUAAAGGGGGCGUUGUUGGGCACAAUCCCUUGGACAAAACGGGGGAGGAUAUACACGGCUCAGAAGACAAAAAGAAAUUUAGAUUACAGUUGCGACUAGAUGAAACUUUACAGCGGGCUAAGGAUGCCCUAAAUGGGGGCAUGAAUAUGGGUAAGGAAAUUGUUCAAGACAGUAAAAAAGAUGGGAUGGGAGAAAAUGCCGAAAAAGACGACAAGUUACGUGUUGACGUCGCCAAGGACGAGCACAAAGAUGUGAAAGAAGAGGUGGAUCAGGAUAAACAGAAGUUCUUAGAGAAGCAGAAGGAGGAAGAAGCCAAACGGAAGGAGGAGCAAAAGGAGGCGGAUUUGAAGAAGGCGGAAGGAAACUUUGAAGGUGUCAAUCUGCCGGACGGAGAACCAGAUGACGAGGAGUCCAAGAAACGAAGGGAUGCUAUACGAGAGAUGAUGCUACACGCCUGGAAUGGCUAUGAGAAGUACGCCUGGGGAGCCAACGAGCUCAAGCCCAUCUCCCACGUGGGCCACUCGGCGAGUAUCUUCGGUCGCUCGUCGGUGGGGGCGACCAUCAUCGACGGCAUGGACACGCUCUACAUCAUGGGUCUCAAGGAUAAAUUCUUGAAGGCCCGGACGUACGUGGCCCACGAUUUCCACUUCUCUGCUACGACCGACCUUUCGGUGUUUGAGGUCAACAUCAGAUUCGUCGGUGGUUUGCUGUCUGCCUACGCCCUAACUGGUGAUGAGAUAUUCAAGACGAGAGCCAAAGAGAUAGCCGAUAAGCUGCUCCCGGCAUUCAACACACCGACUGGCAUACCCUACGGUCUGGUCAACAUAAAGAGUGGGAGCGGGCGCAACUGGGGCUGGGCCUCGGGGGGUAGCUCCAUCAUCGCCGAGUUUGGAAGUCUGCACCUGGAGUUUAUGUACCUCUCAGAAAUAACGGGAGAACCUGUGUAUCGUCAAAAGGUUGAUAAGAUCAGAGAUGUACUGAACUCUAUGACCAAGCCUAACGGCCUCUACCCGAACUAUCUCAAUCCUAAGACUGGCAAAUGGGGACAGCAGCAUGUAUCUCUGGGUGCUCUAGGCGACAGUUUUUACGAGUACCUGAUCAAGUCUUACAUCCAGUCAGGCCUAAAGGAUGAGAGAGCCAAGAAGAUGUACUUUGAAGCUGUUGAGGCCAUCGAAAAGAAGAUGAAGCAGACCUCGCCAGGCGGACUGACGUAUAUCGGGGAAUGGCGAGCCAAUCGCAUUGAGAAGAAGAUGGACCACUUGUCGUGUUUCUCCGGUGGAAUGUUUGGCCUGGGAGCUCGGUACUCGAACAAGAAGGAGCAUUAUCUUGAGCUAGGCGGGCAGAUUGCAGAGACUUGUCACCAGGCCUAUGAUAACACAGCAACUAAACUUGGCCCCGAGGCGUUCCGUUUCGAGGGUCGUUCGGAGGCUGUGGCCAUGCGACAGAAUGAGAAGUACUACAUACUGAGGCCCGAGACGAUAGAAUCUUACUUCGUGAUGUGGAGGCUAACACACGACCAGAAGUAUCGGGAGUGGGGCUGGGAGGCAGCAGAGGCUUUGAACAAGCACUGCCGUGUGGACAGUGGUUACUCCGGCAUACGGGACGUCUAUGCAACCAAAGUCGGCCACGACGAUGUACAGCAAAGCUUUUUCCUCGCCGAAACUUUAAAAUACCUUUAUCUGUUAUUUUCAAAUGACGAUCUUAUACCACUAGACCAGUGGGUGUUAAACACAGAGGCCCAUCCCUUUCCAGUUAUUAAAAACUGGUCAACUUGAGGCCUUGUUUUUUUUAAUUAAACAAAUCCCUAAUUUUUUUCCACAGAUUUUCUUGGAUAAAUUAAAUGGGCCCUAAAGUGUGUAUAAGGUGGUCUCAACAUGUACAAGGCGAGUCAGAAAAACUGAAAUGAUGCAAAAGAGUC
This is a messenger RNA of Patiria miniata (bat star), 2218 nucleotides long. Its product is annotated as mannosyl-oligosaccharide 1,2-alpha-mannosidase IA-like. Gene Ontology annotation, cellular component: Golgi membrane; endoplasmic reticulum. The coding region runs from base 60 to 2075 and encodes 671 amino acids. The record is from RefSeq and is a predicted model, not a curated record. The transcript is spliced from 10 exons. Gene Ontology annotation, biological process: N-glycan processing; carbohydrate metabolic process. NCBI's taxonomy places the organism in Eukaryota, Metazoa, Echinodermata, Asteroidea, Valvatida, Asterinidae. Gene Ontology annotation, molecular function: mannosyl-oligosaccharide 1,2-alpha-mannosidase activity; calcium ion binding.